AUGUUUGUUAGAAACAAGACACUACAGCGGAACUUGCAGCUCCCAGGGUCCACCAGCAACGCUUUCUCUCCUCGGAAAGAGGUGAACCACGAGGGAAGUUUGACUGUAUAUAAGGCUGAGGACAACACGUCCCAGGCAUACUUGCUCACCACACCCGCACGGGAACGCACUGGUUUAUCUUUUGCCUCACUUCAGGUGUUUGUGCUAGACGUGAUGGCUUCUCUGCGCUUCGUCGUUGUUCUUCUGGUGGCUUUCGUCACACUGGCUGCUGUUUGCGACGCCCUUGUGCUGUGCCCUUCCUUCCCCUCCUGCUGCGCCAGGAGAUCGUGUGGGCCUCUGUGCCCCUCGUGUCGAAGCCAAGGAAUUCAAAAAUGUGUUCGCAUUCGCCCCACUGGACGAGGACGUGGCCGAGGAAUCUCCUUCAUUCAUGGUGACCCCUUCGCCUUCCCUGGGAGCGACAUCUUCCCCAACCCUCUGGUCAUUGUUUAAAAUCCUAAAUCCUUCAAGUCCCAUCAGUCCCAACAACUCUCUUAUCUAUAAGACCCCCAAAAAUGAAGGACCUUCCAUGUGGUCCUUCAGUCAGGUGAUCACCAAGAGGUCAUUUCUCUGAAGGGUCCUGCUGUGUAAACAGAGUGGACAUUUCAUUUUGGGGAGAAUUAGAGAAUCCUAGUCAGUGAAAUUGCCUCGCUAAAUCACUGUGACUCCUUAUCAUCAAACUACUUCAUUUCGUACAAUUUCAACGCUUCCCCUCCUUUCAAACUCACUCCAUAAUUAUUUUUUUCUUUUUCAAAAUCAACUAUUCCACACUGGAGAAAUCUUCAAACCACGAGUUACAUCUCAGUAUAUCCCCUAAAUCAUAAAUCAUUUAUUUGUUUAAAUAAGAUUAAAUGUAACUGUGUUAAUGUCCCUAAGUUGUCGUGCCAGUAGGGAGAAGCGAAAGGGUAAACCAAAGAAGAAGAAGAAGAAGAAAACGAAGAGCCAAUCCGAGAGGAAGAGUUAUUUCCAAAAACUGUCGUCUUGGUUUGCCAUUCAAAAGUCUUCGACAUCUGAUCGACGCUGGAUACAAACGGAAUCUCGGGCUUUUUUUCAAAAAGGUGACCUCAGGAGAAGUUCUUUUGACGGAUAGCUCCACGAGUGUCCCUAGGAAGUUUAGCCCACCAGAUCUCCUCCUAGUGCCUCUACAGAUCCAGGAGAAAAACCUUACGUUGGUUGUCUCCCUGGAUGGUUGUUGAUUGUUCCCGUACAUCGUCAAAGAUGAUGUCAUUGUUAUGCUCAGCCAAAGAGUACAUAUUUCAUUGCGUUGUGUGUUUGAGAAUUCAUUGUAUUAUUAUAUUAUUACCAAUGGCCAUUGUAUUGUACUGUUGUAUUUGAUAAAUCUAUAUCUGUGAUACUGCAUAGCAGAAAAUAAUAUAUUUUGUUGACCGGUC
Messenger RNA from Macrobrachium nipponense, 1427 nucleotides. RefSeq lists its product as uncharacterized. The record is from RefSeq and is a predicted model, not a curated record. The transcript is spliced from 2 exons. Bases 1 to 489 code for a protein of 162 amino acids. NCBI's taxonomy places the organism in Eukaryota, Metazoa, Arthropoda, Malacostraca, Decapoda, Palaemonidae.